AUGCCUGGCCACACCAACAUCAUGAUCCACGAGGUGGGGCAUGUCCUGGGACUCUACCAUGUCUUCAAAGGGGUCAGCGAAAGAGAAUCCUGUGAUGACCCCUGCAGGGAGACGGUGCCAUCCAUGGAAACGGGAGACCUCUGUGCUGACACUCCCCCCACUCCCAAGAGUAAGCUGUGCCGGGACCCAGAGCCCACCAAUGACACCUGUGGCUUCACCCACUUCCCAGGGGCUCCAUUCAGUAACUACAUGAGCUACACAGAUGAUGACUGCACCGACAGCUUCACCCCUAACCAGGUGGCCCGAAUGCAUUGCUAUUUGGACCUUGUCUAUCAGCAAUGGAGUCAAAGCAGGAAGCCCACCCCCAUCCCCAUCCCCCCCAUGGUCAUCGGACAGACCCAUAGGUCCCUCACCAUCCACUGGCUGCCUCCUAUCAGUGGAGUUGUGUAUGACAGGGCCCCUGGCAGCGUGUGUGGCGCCUGCACUGAAGAUGGGAUGUUCCGGCAGUAUGUGCACACAGCUUCCUCCCGGCGGGUGUGCGACUCCUCCGGUUACUGGACCCCAGAGGAGGCUGUGGGGCCUCCUGAUGUGGAUCAGCCCUGUGAGCCGAGCUUGCAGGCCUGGAGUCCUGAGCUCCACCUGUACCAUAUGAACAUGACAGUCCCCUGCCCUGCAGAAGGCUGUAGCCUGGAGUUGCUCUUCCAACACCCGGUCCAAGCGGACACCCUCACCCUGUGGGUCACUUACCUCUCCAUGGACUCCUCCCAGGCACUCUUUGACACGGAGAUCUUGCUUGAAGACAAGAAGUCUGUGCAUCUGGGCCCCUUAGACACUUUCUGUGACACCCCACUCACUAUCAAACUGCAUGUGGAUGGGAAGGUCUCCGGGGUAAAAGUCUAUACCUUUGAUGAGCGGAUGGAGAUUGACGCGGCUCUCCUGACUUCUCAGCCCCACAGUCCCUUGUGUUCUGGCUGCAGGCCUGUGCGGUACCAGGUUCUCCGAGAGCCCCCCUUUGCCAGUGGCUCAUCUAUGGUGGUGACACACCCUCACAGGAAGUUCACAGACAUGGAGGUCACACCUGGGCAGAUGUAUCGGUACCAAGUUCAAGUUGAAGCUGGAACAGAACUGGGGGAAGCUUCACCUCCUCUGAACCACAUCCAUGGAGCUCCUUUUUGUGGAGAUGGGAAAGUGGCAAAGAGCCUGGGGGAAGAGUGUGAUGAUGGAGACCUCCUGAGCGGAGAUGGCUGCUCUAGGACAUGUGAACUAGAGGAAGGCUUCAAAUGCAUCGGGGAGCCAAGCCUUUGCUACAUGUAUGAGGGAGAUGGGAUAUGUGAACCUUUUGAGAAGGAAUCCAGCUUCGUGGACUGUGGCCUUUACACUCCCAAAGGCUACCUGGAUCUGUGGGCCACCCAAGCUUACUCCUCUCAUGAAGACAAGGAGAAGUGUCCCGUUUCCUUGGUAACAGGAGAACCUCAUUCCAGGGUUUGCACACCUUACCAUCCAGAUUUACCCAAGCACCAUCCCUUUACUGGCUGGUUUCCCUGUGUUACCAGAAGAAACAGAACUCAGGAUGAAGAGAGUGAGCAUCCAGAAGGUAGCCUGGAGAAAGAAGAUGAGGUUUGGCUGAAAGUGUGUUUCAGUAGACCAAGGGUGGCCACAGCAAUUCUCAUUUUCUUGACAACUGAUGGCCUGGUCCCUGGGGAGCAUCGGCAGCCAACAGUGACCCUCUACCUGACUGAUAUCAGUGGAAGCAACCACUCUUUUGGAACCUAUGAACUGUCAUGCCAGCAAAACCCACUGAUCAUCAAUGUGACCCAUCACCUGAAUGUCCUCUUCCACCCUACCACCUCAGUGCUGCUGAACUUCUCCUCCCCUCUGGUGGGCAUCUCAGCCGUGGCUCUAAGGACGUCCUCCCACAUCAGUGCUUCUGCUCCUGAUAACUGCAUCUCAGAACAGAAGGGUCAAAAUCAUCAGGGACAGAGCUGCGUCCAUCGGCCCUGUGGGGAGCAGGGCAGCUGUGCGUCAUUGCUGCUCGAUCACGCUGAUGUGGUGAACUGUACCUCUAGUGGCCCAGGUCACAUGAAGUGCGCUCUCACCUGUCAAAGGGGAUUUGCCCUUCAGACCAGCAGCGGGCAGUUCCUCAGGCCCAUACAGAAGGAAAUUCUACUCACAUGUUCUUCUGGACACUGGGACCGAGAUGUGAGCUGCAUGCCUCUUGACUGUGGUGUUCCUGACUCAUCUUUGGUGAACUAUGCAACCUUCUUCUGCUCAGAGGGAACUGGCUUUCUGAAACGCUGCUCCGUCUCUUGUGUCUUACCAGCCAAGCUGCAAGGACUGAGCCCGUGGCUGACCUGUCUGGAAGAUGGGCUCUGGUCUCUCCCUGAAGUCUACUGCAAGCUGGAGUGUGACGCUCCCCCUGUUAUUCCAAAUGCCAACUUGCUCCUGCCUCACUGUCUCCGAGGCCACCACGAUGUGGGUACCGUCUGCAGAUACGAAUGCAAACCAGGAUACUACGUGGCAGAAAGCUCAGAGAGUAAAGUCAGGAACAAGUUCUUGAAGAUACAGUGCCUGGAAGGUGGAUUCUGGGAGCAGGGCAGCUGCAUUCCUGUGGUAUGUGAGUCCCCUUCUCCUGUAUUUGAAGGCAUGUACGAGUGUACCAAUGGCUUCAACCUGGACAGCCAGUGCGUGCUCAACUGUAACAAGGAAAGUGAAAAGCUUCCCAUCCUCUGCACUAAGGAGGGACUGUGGACCCAAGAGUUCAAGUUGUGUGAGAACCUGCAAGGGGAAUGCCCACCACCCCCCUCAGAGCUGAAUUUGGUGGAGUACAAGUGUGAGCAGGGAUACGGGAUUGGUGCCGUGUGUUCCCCGUCGUGUGUAAUCCCCCCCAGUGACCCAGUGAUGCUGCCUGAGAACGUCACUGCCGACACUCUGGAGCACUGGAUGGAGCCUGUCAGAGUCCAGAACAUCGUGUGCACAGGCCGGCGUCAAUGGCACCCAGACCCCGUUCUGGUCCACUGCAUCCAGUCAUGUGAGCCUUUUCAAGCAGACGGCUGGUGUGACACUAUCAACAACCGGGCGUACUGCCACUAUGAUGGGGGGGACUGCUGCUCUUCCACACUCUCCUCUAAGAAGGUCAUUCCAUUUGCUGCUGACUGUGACCUGGAUGAAUGCACCUGCCGAGACCCCAAGGCAGAAGAAAAUCAGUAA
Messenger RNA from Otolemur garnettii (small-eared galago), 3207 nucleotides. RefSeq names its product pappalysin 2 (gene PAPPA2). The coding region runs from base 1 to 3207 and encodes 1068 amino acids. Gene Ontology annotation, molecular function: metallopeptidase activity. The record is from RefSeq and is a predicted model, not a curated record. The transcript is spliced from 19 exons. NCBI's taxonomy places the organism in Eukaryota, Metazoa, Chordata, Mammalia, Primates, Galagidae.